UCCUGCAUUGAGAGCGGAUGCGUCUCACCCUCUCUUUCUCCCACUGCUGCUACCGUUGCCCGUUCUCCACACACUAUUACCUCUCAUCCUACCUCACACUGGCUCACUGAGCCUCUGUCAGUUUCUGUCUGUUUCUCUUUCUCUCUCCCUCUCUCUCACUUUCUGUGCUUGGGAAAGGAAGACAUUGCUCAAGCUGUGUAUGCGUGUGUGCACACCGAUUUUCCUUCAUAUAUUCCACGUUUCUGAGGUGAAACGUAACUUGUGUUUUGCAGAACAGCCGAGGAAUUCUAGAACACUGGGAGUCAGCGAGUGCACCAGGAAUCACUGGAUGAUAAUGUAGAGAGGUGAAGGAAUAUGCAUAUAUAAUAUAAAUUAAUAAAAAGGGAAGCAACAAAGAAUUUUCAGAAAAGUGCAAAGUGUUGCAAGCUGAUGAUAUUUACUCAUAACGAUGCCAUUGAAUGAUCGGUUCAUUGUGCAGUCAACCCAGCCUAUACGUGACGUGAGAGUGAAGAUUCUGUUGUUGGAAAAUUGAAGGUUAUUCAUUCAGAUAACAAUAAUUAAAAGAAGUAUAGGAGAUCGCAUCACGAGAUCGCCAUCGGCCACAUUGCAAGAUGUAUGGAAUGCUACUGGAAAGCAUCAUGUACUUUGGCAGGUUGGAGUAUGGAGAGAUCGUGUGGGAGAAGAUCCGGGAGGACGCUGGCUGCAAGACGGCCGAUUUCAACACCCACCAAAUCUACUCGGAUUCCAUCUUCCUGCAGAUGGCGACGUCGUGCUCCAACGUCCUCGGCAAAGGGGACGUCAACGACUACAUGAGGUUCUUCGGCAGAUGCUUCGUUCGAUACUGCAGCCAUUAUCACUACGAUAAAAUGCUCAGAGUAACAGGGAGACACUUCUGCCAGUUUCUGAGGGAAAUGGACAAUUUGCAUUCGCAGAUGAGAUUCGGAUUCCCCAAGAUGAAAUCUCCGUCGAUGGUCGUGACUGAGUACAACAGAGAAGGCGCCCUCCUCCAAUACAGGUCCUCAAGAACCGGUCUUUCGCACUACCUCAUGGGUCAGUUACUCCAGAUCGCCAAUGAUUUUUUCGACAUGCCAUUGAACGUCGAAAUAAUUUCGGAGGAGAGCGAAGCCAGGACACAGUGCACCACCUUCAGGCUAGACUUCGACAACGGCGGCUUCGUCGACGAGAUGGUGCAGAAGAGGAGAGGAUUCGACAGGGAGCCGCUGCCGUCGGACUCUUUCGAACUGGGGACUCUGUUCCACCAGUUCCCCUUCGGAAUGGUGUUGGGUCCUGAGCUGAGAAUCCGCUACGGGGGAGAGAAGAUCCUGAUGCUCCUAGGGAUGGACGUGAUAGGAUCUCCCUUCACCCAGCAUUUCAUCAUCCAGAAGCCUCACACGCUCCUCUCUUGGGAAGCGAUUAUCAUGUUCCAGAACGUCGUUUGGGAAGUGGAGUCCAAAAACCUGCCAUUUAACGCAACCACUGCCAACAGUUUAGAUGCCUUCCGAGAAAAGCCUCCCAGACGUGGCUCCAGCCAAGCCCCUUGGUCCACAGACAGGUCGUCCUUGAGUUCUUCGAGAGGACUUUUGCUGAAAGGCCAAAUGUACAUCGUCAAAGAACUGAAUAUCGCUCUCUUUCUCUGCAUGCCUCUGUUGAACAACCUGGUGGAAAUGAGAGAGAUGGGGCUAUUUCUUAAUGACCUGAGCAUGCACGACCUCAGCCGGGAAAUGGUGCUUGCUGGGUGGCAACACUGUUCAAGGUUGCAGAUCAUGUACAACAGAGCAGAGGAAUACUCCACGAAGCUGGAGGACUCCCACAAGAAGAACGAAGAGGCCAAGGCCAAAGGAGACGAACUCUUGUACUCCAUGUUGCCCCGCAAGGUGGCUGAUAUCCUCCGUCAGGGAAACGACCCCUAUGAGAUUUGCCAGGUGAGGUCGGUAACGUCAUCUGCAGGCAGGGGCUCUCUCUUAGGAUAUCAUGUUCAGACCAACAAGACUUUCGAGGAAGUAACUGUCCUGUUCGCGGAGGUGUCUUUGGCCGAGGAGUGCGUGGGGAUGGGAGCCAUGGACUACCUGAAGAUCAUAAACGGGCUUUACAACGUGCUGGAUAACACGCUCGAGAAGUACUUCGUUUUUAAGGUGGAAACAGUAGGGGGCGUCUACAUGGUGGUGGGGGGUGCCCCUGAGCACAGGGCCGACCAUUGCUCCCAAGUGGCCUCUCUGGCCCUCCAGAUGAUAGAGGAAGUAGCGAGGUCUACCUCCGGUAGCCAUGGUCUGCGCAUAGGAAUGCACUUGGGACCUGUAGCGGCUGGCGUGGUGGGAUUAAAGCUCCCUCGAUAUUGCCUGUUUGGGGACACAGUCAACACAGCGUCUCGGAUGCAGACUAACGGACAGGUGGGCCGCGUUCACAUCAGUGAGAAGUGCGCCAAAGAACUGGAGAAGUUCGAUUUCAUCACGACUUUCAGAGGCAAAAUACAAAUUAAGGGCAAAGGGGAAAUGAACACCUACUGGCUCGAGGGGAAAGCAGAACCGAAGAGCAAGUUCUCGUGGAAAUGAUGGAGGGAGUACGUCUGGUGCGGCCAUCGGAAAAGCAUGUAGCCACCGGACACCGGGGGAACCGGGAGUGCCCUGUCCGUGAUGUGUCGGCGAAGUCCCGCGAGAUCCUGCGAGAGACGGUGCACUUGACGUUUUGAUGGGAGUUCAGGAGAAGAUCUUCGAGAGGGGACCACUUGCCUGCAGAAGAUCCACUUUUCAAAUCGUGAGAUCUUAUAAUUCGGACCUCUUGCCUGCGAAAGAUCCACUUUUCAAAUCGUGAUAUUUUAAAGUUAGGACCACUUGCCUGGAAAAGAUCUUAUUGUCAAAUCAUGAGAUCUAAAAUUAGGACCACUUGCCUGCAGAAAAUAAUCCACUGUUCUUGAACGCAAACUCUUGGCAGAAUUACAGAGUAGUGAUUCUCUUUGUAAUCGUCGUCCUGUAUUGAAGUGUAACCUCAGGUAACGGCGUUAUUGAAGUGCGUGCAUCACGAAGGAGACAGUGCACUUACUGUUUUGAUGUCAGGUCAAGAGAAGAACUUCAAAACAGGACCACUUGCUGGCAAAAGAAAAACAAAACUCCACUUUUCUUCAAGGCAAACUCUUGCCAGAACCACCGCGUAGUGGUUUCCCUUGAAUUCAUCGUCCUGUACUGAAUUGUCGGCUUAGAUAACGGCAUUAUUUGUGUGUGUGUGUGUGUGUGUGUGUGUGCAUCGAUCACGGAGUAAGAGAUAGUGUACUGAUUAAAUGUGCUCAUUAUAUUCCAUUGUUUUUGAGUGUUUUCAGUAAGCGGAUUCGUCAAAACGAAUAUAUUUCGAAUGCCAUAUCAGUCUUCGUUCAAAACGAGCUGGCAAGAGGCGUACUUAAUCUCAAAAGACGUAGUUAGUGCGUGGCAAUGCCGUACUCAGACGUCGACUAUUUACAGACCGCCAUCCUUAUGAAAAGUCCGAGAGGACGAAAAUUAAAAACUUUAAGGUCGAGGCCAGUGAAGAGAGUGGAAUUUUAGAUGCGGAAUUUUGUCGCUGCAGUUGAUGUAAUUAUAAAUAUUCAUUACGGGCAGCAAAUGUGUAAAGUCCAUUUGAUAUUUUGUGGAUUAAAUUGACGUUUUUAAUCGAUGCCUGGGGAAUGCGGAGAGGUUAUUUAAAAAAACAGAAAAUAUUUCGUAGAUGAGAAACCUUGUGAUCUGCAGUGAUGAGUAAUCUGUAAAAAAAAAUUUAUGAAUAUUCCCUAAGCCUUGGAGGGUUACAUAAAACUUAAAGAAAUGAGAUUUCUGUGUCCAAGACACCUUGAAAAAUACCGGAGGAAAACUCGACAUUUAAACGAUGACAAGCUGCCUUGGUGAGCGUUAAAGACGACCUUUUUAAAUUGACGACAGGAAUAUACAUGAAAAUGUCCUUCUGUGGAUAAUUGCCGUGUUAGAAUAUAUCUUGGAAAUUCUAUUUUAUUAACGAGAGUAGUUUCUGCAACAGGAGGUGAAAAAAAAAGAAAUAUAUUUUCAUAUGUGGAACUUUCAUAAACAUAAAUGCUAUUUUGUAGUCGAUGUAGAUAGUGCUUUUGUGAGACAGAAUUGUGUAGAGACAAAAUUAAUUUUGUCUAUAAUCAGAUUUAUUAUUACAAUUCAGAUAUACAUUCCUAAUGGUGCGGUGUUUACAUACAUUUCGUGUAUUUCCGAAUGUUUUCCAACGCCUGGAGAUAUAUGUCACGAUCCGUCUGCAUAGACCUGUAUGUUUUGUAACUUGUUCGUUUCUUGAAUUCAGAGAAACUAAACAUAUCGUAGAUAAAAGUUGACGUCCAUAGUAAGCUAAGGAGGCCCAUACACUCGCUUCAGGUGAAUCAAGUGGCCUGAGUUCUGGGAUGAGGACUUUUUUUGGGUCGUGUAUGGGGUUAGUUCGUCCAGGAUGACUGGGUGGGUGGGUGGUGGUGCAAAAUGGACUUGUGUGUAGGACUGGCUCUGGAUUAUUGCUAGAAUGAGUGAUGAAGGUUGAAACGAGACAAAACUAAAGUUGGGCUGCCAGGUUCAAGUAACAAAUUAGUCAUUGAAAGUAGUUCUCUGAAAGCAAUAAACAACCCCUCCUCCCACCUUAAAUUUAGUUUUAAAUGCACAGAACUGACCGUUCCUUCAAAUUGGGGAGGGUGGUAAGAUAUUUUCAUUGUCACUUCAGCCAUAAAAUUUAGGAAGGUGCAAGGUCAUAUGUUAACCACAGAGGGAACCAGGAUAUACCUUUUAGUCGAUAUUCCAUAUAUCUGGUCUUGCGUUUAAAUUGAAGAAAGUAGAAGAAGCUUCAGCCAGUAACGUCACAGUAGUCAAAUACAUAAGAGGAGAGGACUAUGGCUGACCUCUCUUUUCUGCCACUCAACAUACCAACAAGUCAAAGUGAGCAGUCCAAGGUCAAAGUUCAAGUUCAUCAGUCAUUCAGCUAUGGCUCACUGACAGUUUGGAGUGUGUGUACGUAUGGGUAUCCUAAAGGAGUAUUGCCUUAUGCUGUAAUUCUGAAUGACCUCUAGGUCAAAGUGCCUGACCCUUUGCCCAAAUCUUUUAUUUGUUUUUCUCUUCGUUCACUAGCAUAUUUUGCCUCACAUUUACCAUUUCAUCAGUUAUGAAGAAGAUAUAUUUAAGCUUUUAGCAACUUGAGAAAUGCCUUAUUUUGACUAGAAAGCUCGACAUCCGUUCCAAAGAACUGUAUGAGGAUGUCAGUAAAGGCAGAGUCAAACCAACAUAGCUUCAGGCAUCUUUUUAGCGUAAAGUUGCCAAGUAUUUGAUUAAUAAUAAGUCAAUAUUUUUGUAUCAUGGCAUAAAAUUCAAGCUGUGCAUGUUUGUCAAGAUGGUGUAUGGUUUAGAUAUGACGCCAAUAUGAACUACUUUGGGCAAAAUAUGAAAGAUGGCAGCAAACGUGCCCAUGUGGCACCGCCUUAGGAUGCCUCAAGAGGUCAGCAACCAGACAACAUAGCAUUUGAUGUCAACUGUGUAAGUGAUUCACUUUUGUGUGCUUAUCAUUGUGUAUCAUGGAAUCACGAGAAGUCAAGAUAUUGGUUUUGAGUUUAUAGAUAGAAAAGAGCCGGUUUCAUUGUUGUUCAUGUGUAUGAAUGGAAAGUACCUAGAAUAAAUGAAUAAAUUAUAUAAAUA
Molecule: messenger RNA, 5648 nt
Organism: Macrobrachium nipponense
Lineage: Eukaryota; Metazoa; Arthropoda; Malacostraca; Decapoda; Palaemonidae
Product: soluble guanylate cyclase 89Da-like
Exons: 17
Coding region: 612-2549 (645 amino acids)
Biological process (GO): nitric oxide-cGMP-mediated signaling; response to oxygen levels; cGMP biosynthetic process
Cellular component (GO): guanylate cyclase complex, soluble
Molecular function (GO): guanylate cyclase activity; heme binding
Source: RefSeq, a predicted model, not a curated record